UUCAUGACUUUCUGCAGAUUCAUAUCCUGUGAUAAUGUAGGUAUGGUGCUUAAUCUCCCAGUGGAAGUGCAAGAAAAGAUAUUGGGAUAUCUAAAUCACAAAGAUCUCAUUGCUGUUUCACAAGUCUGUGAUUUAUGGGAGCAAAUAUGCAAUAGGUUGUUGAGGCUGAACUGUGAGUGGCACAUCCCAAGAAAUGUCCUGAUGGAGAUUGCUUCAGAAUGCCCUAUAACACACUGGAGGGAAGUUUGGUUGAAGUGGUAUGAGGGAGGGCUUGGAGACAAUUCCUCCCUUCCUCAUCAUGUAGGUGAAAGAGAAUUUCCUGCUGGUUGUGUCACUUCAAGUGGGGAGGCCACAUUUUUGGUUGGUCAUGACAACCAGGUGCAUGUAUAUCAAGUCAAAGAUUCCUCAUUGAUUCAUCAAGAAAGCUCAAGUAUAUCAGGUGUGGACUUCAAUACCUGUAUCACAGAAAUUAUGCUUAUGGAGAAAUGGGGACUGAUAUGGGUUACUGUGAAAAAGAACCCUGAAUAUGAACAAGAGACUCUUCCUCUCUUGAUGAAUGACCUCAGAAGAGGACCAUUGCUCUCAGAUAAUCCCCACGGAAAGUGCAUGAAUGUUCAUGGAGACCUUCUUGCACUCCUGAUCCCUGAUAAUACAUGCAAAAUCUACAAAGUCAAUUUUCUCCAUGGAGAUACAUUGGAUUUAGACUGCAUUGAUUCGAUCUCAAGCUCUGCCCGCUUUCUCUCUGCCAGCAUUUGGAACGACCAGGUCACCUUUGUGAAGGAAGAUGGAAUAAUCACAAUCUACAGCCUCCAAAACAAGACAGUUCUAUUUUCCUCCAAAGUCAUUCGAGAAAUUCUCUACAUGGAUUCCUUUUGGUUGGAGCGUGGAUCUAUUAUCAUCUCCAGUGCCAAUUUUGCACGUCUGAUGGCAAUUUGGCAUCUUCAUGUUCCCUCAACCUGUGUGGUUGGAUGGAAGACCAGUGAUCUGACUUGGUGCCAAAAUCCACUUUUGAAGGAUAUUACUGCAGUAGCUGUCAAGAGGCGCAUUCUUGUUGUGACAACUUAUGAAGGGUCGGCCUAUUUGUACAACUUCCAUGUAACCUCUGAAAACAUAUCUGAGGUGGCACAGUUUGAAUUGAAGGACCCUGCAUUGCACUGGUGCAUCACUGGACCUGCAGAUCCAUGCCAGAAGAUCUGUUUGUUUUUCUCAGAGAAGACCACAAUCAGUGGUUCACAGAAGACACUAAUGAUCCUUUUCUUGCUCUCUGGAUACAUGGCAUCCCUGUAUGAGGUGGUUUUGGGCGGCAUUGCAAGUGUCCAGAAGAAGGAAGUUCUGUGUGAAGGCUAUUUUUGGCAUUGGAAUUUCCUAGGGGUGGGGAAGAGGUGCCUCUGGACAUUUGAUGAGGAUGUCCAACAGAUCAAGGAAGUUCACCAGAAUAGAAUAAUUCAACUUCUUCAACUCCUUUUUAUGAUCAUAAUUUUGCGGGUUAAACCAAGGCUGUGUGUGGAUACAUAA
Darwinula stevensoni is the source of this 1515-nucleotide messenger RNA. Lineage: Eukaryota; Metazoa; Arthropoda; Ostracoda; Podocopida; Darwinulidae. The record is from the annotation of a GenBank genome assembly.